Messenger RNA from Anopheles stephensi (Asian malaria mosquito), 3993 nucleotides. RefSeq lists its product as uncharacterized. The transcript has 3 exons. The record is from RefSeq and is a predicted model, not a curated record. Lineage: Eukaryota; Metazoa; Arthropoda; Insecta; Diptera; Culicidae. The coding region runs from base 558 to 3566 and encodes 1002 amino acids.
UCAUAGAAAAACAACACAGGGGAAUAGAAAAAAAACACACACAACACAUUUAGUGGUCGUGACGAAGAAAAAACGUAUCGUAAGCAGUAAAUCGCUGUGUUUUUCAUUACCUCCGCAAUCCCCACAGGUAUUGUCUUAUCAAGGUGUAGUGCCAGAACAGUUCCGCAUCGAGCUGAAUGCAUUAAAGUGUGUUCCGAAAAGCAGUUGCUCGAGCAGCCUGCCUCCGUAAACUGCGAUCAGAUUACGUGUUUUGCGACGUGCGUAAGGAAAAAAACGCACACACUCUCUGCUAUCAUCCGAUUACACACACCGACCGCAAGGACAACCCAUUAGUUGGUGCGGUCGUUGUCGUCGUUGCUGUUUGUGCAACGUUGUGAGGAUUGUGCGCGUUGCGGAUAGAACCGUGAUUUCCUCCACCAAAGAAAACCCAUUUCACGAGCGUGGGAAGUUUAAGUGAAAUUUGAACAAGCCCCACUUCACGGUUUGGACUCGGGGGAUUCGGAUAAUGGCAAUGUGUCAAAGGGCAGUCGGUUGCUGUCGUUGUCACUGUUGUCGAAAUGCCUGUUGAUAGAAAAACAGUAGGACCCGUCUCGAAACGUCGGACGAUGACACGGAUACGUCGGGAUACGGUCGGAUUGCGAAGAACCACAAACGCAGCAUUGUACGCCACUACCGCCCUACCGUCCGGUACGGUACAUUCGAUGGAAACUUCCAUCAUGAGCACGGAUGAUGGUGUACUAUCUAGCGCCACGGCCGCCGAGCAGAUGGUGGUCGUGCAGGAUGUUUCGGCAGCGAUUGAGCAACACCAGCAGCACCAAUCGGUAUCGACGAUGGCACCGCUGGUGAACGGUGGCGGCAUUACCGUUACCCUCGCGGCGAACGGCACCGUCACGGUGGACGCGAACGACGGUGCGGAUGGUGGCGAUAAUAAUAAGUACGAUGUAGCUGAUAAGGAUGGGAACGAUUUGCCUGCUAUUGAUUUCGCCAGCGCAACGAACCACAACACUAUGGAGCCGCAGACGACGGCGGCGACGACCACGACGCCAUCGGUCAUCAGCGCUGUCGACGAUGAUAAGAUGCGGUGCUACGCGUCGAACCCGGACGAAGAUAACGAGACGGACGCGGCGAUGAUGAUGGUGGAUUCUGUGGGCGCUACCGAAACGGCCCACUGCAGUAGUGGCAGUAGCAGCAAUAGCAGCAGCACCAGCAGCAACAGCAACAGCAGCACCAGCAGCUCCAGCGGCAGCAGCACCUCCGGCAGCAGCUUAUCCCAGCACCCGGAACCGGCCGAGGUUGAAGAAGAGGAAGGUGACGAAGAGGAAGGCGAGGAGGAGGAUGAGGAGGAAGAGGAGGACGACGAUGAGGACGGUACGCAGCAGGAUGAGGAGGAGGAACUGCCGCCAGAUCAAGUAGCGUCGUCCGUUGCUGAUGAAUCAACCAGCGUGGACAAACAGCUGCACAUGAUGCAGACGGACGAUGAUCCGCUGCUGCAGGAAACGCUAAACGCCAUCAUGAAUGGCGCGGAAGGAAUCGAGGUGGUUAACACGUCCGAGGAACACGAGCACAACGAUGCCACCAGCGAGGCUGUCCCAUCGGAUCCGAGCAUAGCGCGCGUAAUUGCGGCCGAGCUGACCACAACACGCCCCGGCAACGAGGAGGUCGAAACGGAUCGGAACUAUGAAUGUACGUACUGCGGGAAGCUGUUUACCCGGUCGAACACACUCGCGUACCAUCUGAAGGUACACACGGGCGAGCGUCCGUUCAAGUGCAAACACUGCGCCAAAGCUUUCCGGGAGCAGUACAGGCUUAUGAAGCAUCUGAAGACACACUCAAAGUAUCGCAAUAGACGAUUAGAACGGACGUGCGUCGUCGAUCAGCCGGAACGAGUGAUGGUCGCACCGCCGAGCGUUCGUGUCCAUCUGCAUCGGGGAGCUUCAGCUGCGCUGCUAGCCGGAGCGAAUGGGAUUGUAGCAGCGGGCGAAGAAGAUUACACCACCGGAGAUAGUGAACGGUUCUUCAAGAGCUACGAUCUUCCGGAUGGUUCCGUCGCGAUGAAGCUAGAGCCGGACAUUUCCCUCACGGAAGAUGCAGACAUUCCCGAGGUAGGGCCGGAAGCGAUGCUAGCGACCGAGGAGGUAGAAACUGCUGAGGACCAUCAUCAACCGAUCGACGAGGAGCACAACGCGGAAGAUCCCAACGGUGCCCAGGAAGGCGUUGGCACCGGCGAAGGGAAUGAAAUUCGAUACCAAAUCAUCGAGGAGAGAAUUAAAUCGUUACAGCGCGAGGUACAUCUGGUCAAUCAGAACCUUAACCGGGUGGAAACUAAGGUGGACGGGCUGACCAGAAUCAUCUCGCUGUUUAUUGGAAAGUUUGAAGAUGAAGCCGAGCUGGCCAACCAAGCUGCUCAGCUACAGCAACAACAACAACAGCAACAGCACCAGCAACAGCAGGAACACCAGCAAGACGAACAGCAGGUACUUACGACCAUGUCCACCGAGAACGAGACGGUGGUUCCGGUAGCGUCCCUAACCGUGGUAUCCCAGCCACCCAACCACCACCACCACCAACACCCUACAUCUGCUUCCUCUACGUCACCUUCACUUCAAUCGCAAAAAACCAUCUUCCUUACCUCAACAACGGCGUCACCCCAAACGGCCACCGCCACCCAGGUCCAGGUUCAACCGGUCGGCGUGUUCCAAACCGAUUCCUCUCCCAUCGCCACCAGCAACCCUGCUGCGCAUGUUGCUCCGCGUACCAAAGAGGCUCGGUCGGCCCAUCAUCAUUACUAUCAGUUCGCCGAACCAACGACCACGACGGUGGUGCAGGUCAAACCGGAAUCUUCUCCACCACCGUUGGCGAUAAAGGUUCGUUCGCCAUCGCCGACACCAUCACCAGCGCCUCAACCGUCCUCCGUGCCGCCACAGACACAGCAGCUGACGCUGGCCGGUGUGAACGGUGGCAAUCAGCUGCUCGAUACAUUCCCCGAGAUACCGGAGCUACCGAUCAGGACCGUGAGCGAUUUUCUCGACCUGAACGAUCACUGUACGGAUAAUGAACAGUUCUUACUGCAGAUGAUGAUACGGUUACACCAGGAAAUACACAACUCGCAGCCAUUCCAGCGGAACAUCAAGCGUAUGAUGGAAGCGCUCGUCACGUACGAGGUUCUGUGCCAGUUCAGUUGGAGCGGUAAAUCGGCCAUUAAUGGACAGUACACCAAGUACGUGUUCGGGAACAGUUUGGGCAUAAUCGAUCUGCUGACGAAAACGCUCAACCUCGGCAAAAGCGCACAGGAGGCGGAAGCGAACCAGAAGCCCAUCUUUGCCGCCAUCCAGAGCUUUAUCAAGCAUUCGAGGCAGAACAUGAUACGGGACAGCCGGAAGCGUCGGGAUCCGCGCGGUCUGGUGCUGACGGCGGGUGGCGAAGUGGUGGCGGGGAUGGUGGUGCCCGACACCACCACCACCACCAUUGCGUACCACGUGAACGGUGGCGAACGGUUACAGAUAAAGCAGCUGCGAUCGGAACGGCACCACCACCACCAGCAAGCGGAGCUGGUUAAUCCGUUCUAAAGUGGCAGAGCGGCCGUGUCUCGAUGGUGUAAAUAGGUGUGCAAUAGUUUCGUAACAAUGUGUAAAAUGUAUCGGAAAAAAUUAGUAUGUAGGAUAUUUGUUUAUCAAACAACAAAAAGCACUAUUAAAUGCGUCAUAGGCUCAUACAUUCUAAACGCGCUGUUUCAUGUCCUUUAACUAGAAGGAGGAUUUCUAUGAGGAUCAUAUGCUUCAUCAUUGGUUCCGCUCCGUUUGUUAAACAUUUAGCUAAGUUUGAUUUUAUUUUCUACAUUAAAUUUGCUUUACACACUCACACACAAAUACCCACACACACACACACACUUUCGCAUUUAACUUUCGCGUAAAAAUAAAAUCCCUUUCCAACGUACGUUUUUGUGGUGGAGCAGCGCGCGCGUGUGUGUGUGUGUCGAAUAACUUAGCAGUUGCA